This is a messenger RNA of Peniophora sp. CBMAI 1063, 1500 nucleotides long. NCBI's taxonomy places the organism in Eukaryota, Fungi, Basidiomycota, Agaricomycetes, Russulales, Peniophoraceae. The record is from the annotation of a GenBank genome assembly.
AUGGAGCGCCCUCCCCACACGACUGGCAACCAUCAUCACGACAGUGCCCCCCAGCGCAUCGCAAUCGCGUCAUCACUCUCCAUCCGGCAGUCGUCCGCGCUCUUGAGCCUACCCACGGAGAUCAAGUGCGAGAUCCUAUCAAUUUUCGACCCAGAGGCCCUCUUCUGUGCCGAUCUUGUCUGUCAGGACCUUCAUCAGCUGCUUGCCUCGCCAUGCAUUUGGUGUAAUGUCAUCUCCGGACUUUUGGGAAAGUCGUAUUCGGAACUGCCGUUCUCUCGCAGUGAAGCGCGAAGUGUUAUGAAGACGAUCACUCUGUAUAGGAGGAAGUGCGACCUAUGCGAGCAGGACGGUAAACUGUUUUUCUACGGAAACCGAUGGCUCUGUUCUGAACAUCGUGAUUCCGAGACUACCAUGCCGGGGGAAGCCACGCGCGAGCGUAUUCGCAUUAUCAUGGGACGCCGGCGCAAAACCCGUAUACGUAGUAUUUACCCCCAAAAGGUCAGGGACGACUUCCACUCUCUCGUCCAGCGUGUCCUCCCGGUAUUCAAGGGUAAGCCGUAUCAAAAGCGUCGGUACAUCAGCCAAAUCCGUCUUUUCUGGGAAGAAGUCAACGCAACUGUGAACGAGCUCAAGGAAGGCUCAGAGCCUGGGAUUGACAAUGAGGUGGAUUUGCAUGCUGCAUGUACUAUGAGGGGAUGUAAAGAUCAGGAAGCACAUGCGCGACUCGAGGACAUAUACAAACGGUUUGAGAUGGAAGGCAAGAGAAUGGUCGAGAGCGCUGCGCUUCUCCGUGUACUUCGUGACCUUACCAAGGUAGAACAGGUCGCUCGUAAGCAACGCCAGAUCGCAGGGAAGGAAGCUCGUCGCAGAAGCUUUCAGCAGCGUCUCGAAGAUCUCGGGUACUCAACCACGGAUGUCGAAGCCACUCUCGUCUCCUAUAUGGCUCACAGCUCAAAGUCCGGCCCUUUGACAGAGAUAGAGUUUCACUAUUGUCUACCAGGCCUCCAACAGAGGCUUGACGAUCGCAAACGUAAGCGCAUGGACGCCUAUCUCCCCGUACGCAUUGACAUUGCCGUGAAUGCCCUUCUUGGCCACUAUGCUACGAACAAUCCGGACUCUCCCACGGCCCUAGAGAGGAUCCAGAAGUUCCUGAAGUCUACUCCCUACACCGCAUGGUGUCCUCUCAUCGCAAACCUCAUCGACCGCGACUCGUUCGACACACCCGAGGAUCGACAAUUGCUAUGCGACGAUAUCAGCCUUCUACUCCACGGUGAACCGCACGUCGGUCAGUGCAUCCUGGACGGAGUGGUCACUCUCGGUGUCCAGAAAGGGGAGCUCUUUCUGUCUCUAGGUGACAGACCGCCGAUGUAUCCGUGCCCCCUAGGACAGCCACCCGUGCACUUUCUUCCACAAACCCACCCUUUACCUGGUUCAGUCAUCCCACAUGCGCUGGCCCAGUGGGGAGGCGGUACUAUGGGCUUCGGACUAGUAGGGUUUUAG